This is a messenger RNA of Phycomyces blakesleeanus NRRL 1555(-), 681 nucleotides long. RefSeq lists its product as hypothetical. The transcript has 6 exons. The record is from RefSeq and is a predicted model, not a curated record. The annotation marks the transcript as partial. Lineage: Eukaryota; Fungi; Mucoromycota; Mucoromycetes; Mucorales; Phycomycetaceae.
UAUAACUUAGGUGGUGUGUGUGUUGGAUCUCCUAUGGCUGGUAUCCGCCUGUAUGAGGAGAGAUAUGGUCUCCCGACUAACUACAUAAAUGUAGCAAUUACUCAGCAAGGAGAGCAGGGUGCUUUUCAGAAACUAGAAAGAGGAGAAAUCAAAUUACAUGAUUUUUAUAUUGCAUUUGGAGAUCAACUCUCCAAUCCUUCCAGCAAACAGCACUACCUAAACUACCUUGAAAAGACUGGAAAACCUGCUCCUUCGUUUAUACCUGAUGUAGUAAUCAAUGGUAAAGACCUCUUUACAACCAUGAUGAAAGAGACCCAAAGGCUCGAUCAAAAGGUGUUUACAGCCAUUCGAAAAUUAAGAGAGAGUGGGCAGUUUAGAGUAGCUGCCCUGACGAAUAAUUUUGAGCUUCCCGAGGAUGAUCUUAAAGAAACCGAGGAGCUGGGAGGGAAAGUACCUGAAACAUUGAAAAAAAUGUUUGAACUCUUUAUUGAGUCUCGGUUGGUUGGUCUGAGGCAAGUAUUAUAUUAUGAAAGAAAACCAGAUCCCAAAUUCUAUUUACAUGCAUGUAAGCUCCUCAAUGUAAAUCCUACCGAGUGCAUCUUCCUAGAUGACAUUGGUAUGAAUCUCAGCUCAGCAAAAAAACUUGGCAUGGCAACCAUUCGUAAGUUGAUUCGAAAAUGA